ACUCAUUCCUAUGUUACCCCACGGAGUAUGCGGCAAGACGUGUCUCUCCUACACGGGCCAUCUCAAUAUGCUCAUCAUCGGCAAGUCAAUUGUCCUUGUGGAGCACCUUGUGGGAUGGAUGGGGCGAUUGCUUCAUGUGAUAUCGCGGGGUUGUCACUUCGUACCAGUGUUGAGCUUCACAUAUAAAGCUUCACCAGCUUUACUCUCUCGUAUCUUUCAACUCAAACCCUACCACCCUACGUCUCAACUUUCAAUCCUCCCAAAAUGUUUGCUGAACGCCACACCAUCAAGCUCCCUCGCUUUCCAGCCGAGCCUUCGCUGCAGAAAGCGAAACCAGCAACCCCUAAAGAAGUCGCACAGCAAUGGAUCACCAAGCUCGAAUCCGUCUUGAAAAAUAAAGAUGCAGCCGCUUUGUCGACUGUCAUGCAUACCGACUGCUGGUUGCGGGAUAUGCUCGCUUUUUCGUGGGACAUUCGAACCAUUCACGGCUUGGAUAACCUCGCUGUCUACUUCGGCGACAAUUGGAACCACAGCACACUAUCUAACCUACGAAUUCGAGAGACUGGAAAAUUUUCACCUAGUACCUCAUCCCCGAUCGAAGGCCUGGAGUGGUUGGAAUCGAUGUUUGACUUCGACACAACUGUUGGCAAGGGAUCGGGAAUGUUGCGUCUGGUGCAGGGACCAGAUGGAGUUUGGAAGGGAUAUAUGAUUUACACUGCGUUGCAGGAGUUGAAGGACUUUCAGCAGCAGGAGAAGUAUUUGAGGCCGCAUGGUGGCUUGGAGAAGCUUCCUGGAGGGGCGGCUAAGGGGAAUUGGUUUGAGAGGAGACAGAGACAGAUGGAGUUUUUGGAUGAGGAUCCAACUGUCCUUUGCCUUGGUGCAGGUCAGUCAGGACUGAACAUGGCAGCCAGACUUCAAGCGAUGGGUGUAUCUGCACUCAUCGUAGACAAGAAUAAGCGCGUGGGAGAUAACUGGCGGAGUAGAUAUCGAACAUUGGUCACUCACGACCCCGUCCAAUACACACACAUGGCUUUCCUGCCAUUUCCAUCCAACUGGCCCCUCUUCACGCCCAAAGACAAGCUAGGCGACUGGUUCGAGUCGUACGCCAACUUAAUGGAACUCAACGUCUGGACACAAAGCACAAUCACCUCCAGCACGUACGAUGACAACACCCACACCUGGACCGUUGAAAUCCAACGAGGCGACGGCUCCACUCGCACCCUCCACCCAAAACACAUCAUCCUCUGCACCGGCCACGCCGGCGAAGCCCUAAUCCCCAGCUUUCCAGGCCAAGAUACUUUCCAAGGCAAAGUCUACCACGCAUCCUUCCACCAAGACGCCGCGGAAACUGGUUCCGCAGCCGGCAAAAAAGUCGUCGUCGUCGGCACCGGCAACUCCGGCCACGACAUCGCGCAGAAUUACUACGAGAACGGCGCUCAGGUGACUAUGCUGCAACGACGCGGCACCUAUGUAAUCUCAGCUGCCAAGGGUUUAUUCAUGCUUCACGAAGGCAUGUACGACGAAGGUGGACCGCCAACCGAAGACGCGGAUAUCGCUGGACAAUCGCUCCCUAUUCCCGUGCAGUUUGCGCUGAACGUCGACCUCACGAAGCGGAUUGCGGAGGCGGAGAAAGAGAAUGUGGAGGGGUUGACGAAGGCUGGGUUUAAGAUUGAUUUUGGUGAAGAUGGGUCGGGGAUUUACCGGAAAUACAUCACGAGAGGAGGCGGGUAUUAUAUCGAUGUUGGGUGCAGUAAAUUGAUUAUCGAGGGUAAGAUUGCGGUGAAGCAGAGCCCCGGCGGAAUUUCACAUUUCGAGCCGAAUAAGCUGGUUUUGGCGACUGGGGAGAGGUUGGAUGCUGAUGUUGUAGUGUUGGCGACCGGGUAUGAUAAUAUGAGGACGAGUGCUAGGAAGAUCUUUGGGGAUAAGGUCGCGGAUCGGUGUAAGGAUGUUUGGGACUUGGAUGAGGAGGGAGAGGUUAAUGCUAUGUGGCGUCCGAGUGGUCAUCCUGGAUUCUGGUUCAUGGGCGGGAGUUUGGCGCUUGCUAGGCAGUAUUCGAGAUUUGUUGCCUUGCAGAUCAAGGCUAUUGAGGCAGGUCUUACUCAGAGGUGAAAUGAGCUGGAGCUGGAGGAAAUUGAACAUUCGGACUAGGGAUUAUGGCAGACUGCAUUGCAUGGAUAUGUGUAGAGACCUUUCUUGUGUCUUGGUUGAUUUUGACACUGUCAACUUUUUAUCCGCUGCAAUUCGAUUCCAGACUAUUCUCAACAUCGCC
Molecule: messenger RNA, 2269 nt
Organism: Mollisia scopiformis
Lineage: Eukaryota; Fungi; Ascomycota; Leotiomycetes; Helotiales; Mollisiaceae
Product: putative flavin-containing monooxygenase YUCCA3
Exons: 4
Coding region: 265-2109 (614 amino acids)
Molecular function (GO): flavin adenine dinucleotide binding; NADP binding; N,N-dimethylaniline monooxygenase activity
Source: RefSeq, a predicted model, not a curated record